AUGAGCACUCACCUCUCAGAGCUGUGCGCGGGCGGCGGGGUAGAGCCCAUCAUCGAGCGCCUCAAGCAGCUGUGCCCGGCGCGUCUCGCACUCGAGGCGGAGGAGGUAGAGGACGGCGUCGCGGCCGGCUUUACCCGGGAAGCACACGACCGGAUGCACCAGACCUUCGGUGGCGUUUGGGGCUACCAGGACGACGACGGCAGGACAGCCCUGCAUUGGGCGGUGGCCAUGCGGAAUUUCUCUCUUGCAAGCAUGCUCCUGAGCGCCCCGUACUGUGCCCUUGCGUGCAGCGAGGAUCACGACGGUGCGUCACCCUUCAUAACGGCGUGCAUGGUUGGGGCACCGGAGGCAUUCCUGACGGAGCUGCUCACGGCUGCAGCGGAGCAACGGUGGUGGAAACUUGCGGAGAGGAGAGCCGCAGUGGGGGCGGAGGCGGAGGCGGAGAGCACAGACGGCGUAGAGGAGCUCGUUGCGGAGCAUACAAAAGCUGUCGUGAAUCAACCAGAUAUCCACGGUAACACACCACUCCUGCAUUCUGCCGGGCGCGGUAACAUCGCCAUGGUGCGCUUCUUGCUGAACCUGGGGGCAUCGAUUGAUCAACAAAACAAGCGUGGACAAUCGGCGCUUCAUCGCAGUACGGGUCGUGGCGCGACUGACGUCGUUGAGGAGCUUGUUUCGGCAAGCAAGAGGACACACAAGCCAGUGGAGCACCGACGGUGGAUGAAUCUUCAAGACUACCGCGGUGAGACCGCCCUGUUCUACGCAUCGAUGGACAACAACGAAGAGUUGGGCCGCUACCUUCUGCGCCACGGCGCCGAUCGUGCUAUCCGGAACAAGGAAGGAAAGGAGUUCUGGGAGGUCUGA
Molecule: messenger RNA, 864 nt
Organism: Trypanosoma grayi
Lineage: Eukaryota; Euglenozoa; Kinetoplastea; Trypanosomatida; Trypanosomatidae
Product: 26S proteasome non-ATPase regulatory subunit 10
Exons: 1
Coding region: 1-864 (287 amino acids)
Biological process (GO): regulation of gene expression
Cellular component (GO): nucleus
Molecular function (GO): protein binding
Source: RefSeq, a predicted model, not a curated record